ACUCGGCACUGCACUUCCCAUGACCCCUAAGAAUACACAUGCCGACCUUGAAGUCCAUUAGAUGAACAGCUCACAAGAUAUACGUUCCAACGUCAGAUAGAUGUUUGUGGAGUUAGUAGGUAGAUUAAACGGUUGAUUUGAUCAACGUGAUAUCAUUUUGAUCUUGAGCUUUGAAAAAAAGUUUGUGUAUUCAAAUUAAGAGUCAGUUUUGGAUUUUCAUUUAAUUAUGAUUUUAUUCAGUUCUGGGAUUCUUUUUAAAUGAUUGUUGAUUUAGAUUUUUCUUUGUCGAAAAUAUUUUGAUAUUUUAUUGAAUUUCGAGUUUUUAUACUUUUUAGUUGCAGAUUUUAGGUUUUCACAUUUAGAUAUUUUCCUUUUUUAAUCUAUCUAUGUACCACAUCCUUUAGGCCAGCUGUAAUUAAACCCACUCUAAAGCUGGUGGUUUAGCCUACUUCACACCGAUAUCUAACAUUCCCUUUCUUUCUAAAAUCCUUAAGAUAGUUGUCACUAACCAGGUGCUUCAGAACAAAUAUGUUAUGUACUCUUAUCAAGCAUGUCUUCAGGAAACAGCAUAUAUAUGUGUGUGUGUGUGUGUGUUAUUAUUAUUUUUAUUAAUAAUCAUAAUGUUUUUAUUAAGAUUAUUAUUCUUUGGCUAUAACGAGACUCACCAGAAGAGUGAAGUAUAGAUGAAAAAUCAUUCAGAUCCACACUCCAGUCCAGAAGGUGGCGGUAAUAUACCAAGAAGUUACUACAACCACCGUAAAAAAUCUAAAGAAAAAGAACGAAGAGGCAUUGACAGGCUGAGCAGUGACAUCAUUCGUUACCUGCAUCAUUAUCCAUCAGACGAGGGGAGAGAAGAAUCAUGCGAACACGUAAGAAAAGUUGGGAUCAGCGCCGGAGAGAAAGGAAACUGAAAAUGCGAGAAGCCAUGGCCAGUGAAACCCCGGAGCAGAGAGAGGUCCGCCUGGAUCAUCUCAGGAGAUACAUGAAACAGGUCCGAGACUCGGAAACACCGGAGCAGAGAGAGGUCCGCCUCACUGACAACAGAGACAAGAUGCGCCGGGUCCGUGCCAGGAAAAAAAGAGAGACAAUGACCAUUCAACAACAACAAGCACAACACAACACGGGAAACACCCAGCGAACCAGAGCGUCUGGAGGAGCAGGGCAGGGGGGCACUCGUCGGAACAGGAGGAAUGUGCAGCGAACCUGGGAAACCCUGGAGGAGGCAGCCAAACGCCUCCUGGGUGACCGAUGGAAGUACUUGGAGACGCUGAUGGCUGAGAGGAAGAGCGGGAUUUCUGUGGCGGAGGCGUCGGAUAUGUUUCAAGAUGAGAUCAAACAAGGCCUCAUACAUGUUUGCUGCCUGUGUAAUCGGUUACUCUUCCAAAAGUCUGAGGUGCAGCUUCCUGAGGUCAAGUUAGAAGACACUGCAGCUGAUGGAUUCUUACCGGAUCAUACAUCCCAGAGUUUAAAGAUUCAGCCCGGGCACCCUGUCUCAUUUAACUAAAAGUUGAAAAUGCCACAUCCAUGACGAUGAUAUGACCACAGGGGGGCUUUAUCAGACACUUUAGCUGCUAUGGACUUCAAACCGAGCUAGAUGACAUGACAGGUGGACUGCAGAUAUCCUGUUAAUCAACGAGUGAACCGAAUAGACUGAGCAGACUUUCUUUUUGACAUUAAGAAAUGACCAGAUAUGGUUAAUCAGAAACCAUUUAAACGUUGUGUGCUUGGAGAUUCAGAUAAGCUGAAUAUGUUUUCUUUGUAAAUACACUGUCAAAUCCCACUAUUAAUAAAACAAUUUUAUGCCUCCAUGCCAACAACAGCCAGUGGCCGGAGGCAUUAUGUUU
Pleuronectes platessa (European plaice) is the source of this 1844-nucleotide messenger RNA. RefSeq lists its product as uncharacterized. The transcript has 2 exons. The coding region runs from base 860 to 1504 and encodes 214 amino acids. The record is from RefSeq and is a predicted model, not a curated record. NCBI's taxonomy places the organism in Eukaryota, Metazoa, Chordata, Actinopteri, Pleuronectiformes, Pleuronectidae.